AGAGACGGUUUGUUUUCAUCACGUGACCAGAAGUAUGAGUCGGAAGUCCGCUGGUUUUAAUCUCAUGCGACACAAAAGUCAAAGUCCAUGCAGAAUAUUAGAAUAGUGCGGGACAACAUUAAUUUCCAUCAAAACAUCUUGUCUUUUAUGUUUCUGUUUAGUUUGUUGUCGCGGCGAGCUGCUGUCUGGACUGUGAGACCAGGCUACUUUUAGCUUGUUGGCUAGCUGCUUGCUGGACUACAACCUUCUCCUUUUUCACACACUUUUAACUUUAUGGCCGUCUUCUCCUGACUGCAACAUCGCCAUUAAAGGUUGAUGCUUGAUCCAUGAACGGCAACUCAUGUCUUUGGCGCCCCUGAGGGCCUUGCCCCUGAGAGCCCCACUUUUGUCUGCUGCAGACGCAUUUUGGGGAGUGGCGGCGUUCCCUGAACAAACAGGAUGUUGGAGGGCCUGGUCGCCUGGGUGCUGAACACAUACUUGGGGAAAUAUGUCAGCAACUUGAACACGGAUCAGCUGUCCAUUGCCCUCCUCAAAGGUGCAGUUGAGUUGGAGAACCUCCCUCUGAGGAAAGAUGCACUCAAAGAGUUUGACCUGCCCUUUGAAGUCAAAGCAGGCUUCAUUGGAAAGAUUACUCUGCAGAUCCCGUUCUACCGGCCUCACAGCGACCCGUGGGUCAUCUCCAUGUCCCAGCUCAACCUCAUCGUCGGCCCUGCCCAGAUGCAGGAGUAUGACGACCAGAAAGAGAAAGAGGAGCAGAGGGAGCGCAAGAAGUAUCUCCUCAAGACUCUUGAAGACAAAUUCAAGAGUGAGUGUGAGCAGAGAGGAGAGUCUUACUGGUACUCCGUCACUGCAUCCGUGGUUACGAGAAUCGUGGAAAACAUUGAACUCAACAUCCAAGACGUGCACCUGAGAUUUGAGGAUGACACCUGCAAUCCCGACAAGCCCUUCUCCUUCGGAGUCUGCAUCAACAACAUCUCUGCUCAGAAUCCUUCCAAAGACAAGGCCGGAAAUCCCUUCCGACAGAAGCAGCUGGAGAUCGAUGAUUUCAGGGUGUACUGGGACACCCAGUGUGAAAUGCUGGCUAAACUCCCUGUCAAUCAGAUCCAGGAGGCGAUGACCCAGUGCAUGAAGACGUGGACUCAUCAGUACAUCUUUGAACCAGUGUGUGCCUCCGUCUUGCUCAGAAGAAAUGCUUCCAAGGAGCCUCUGAGGGUCCGACACACCCCACGGAUCGAAGGCCAUGUUCAGCUGGAGACCAUGUCCAUACGCUUAUCUCAGGUCCAGUACCAACAGCUCAUGGCAUUCCUCAAGGAACUGUACCGCCGGGAAAGGGAGAUGCUUUACCGAAAGUGGAGACCCAACUGCCCCAUCUCUGGAAACUGCAAGCAAUGGUGGAUGUUUGCCAUCCAGGCAAACCUAAGUGAGAUCAGGGAACAGAGGCGUAGAGGAAGUUGGACUUUUGCCCUCCAGCGUGCACGGGAUGUUCAGACUUACACCAGCCUAUACUUCAGGAAACUCAAAGGAGUCCCAUUGAGUCCCCAGGAAGAGAGUGAACUUGAGCGAGUAGAAGAGGAGCAAACAUUGGAGGAACUGCAGAGUCUCAGGGAGAUUGUCCACGAAUGGUUUCGAGAGCAGGAAGAAAUUGUUGAGAAUGUUCAAGAGGCCAGCAGUGAGCCGCAGCCUUGUCCACCCACCACAACUAUCCCUAAGAGUGGAAGCUCCGGCAUGAUCCAGUACCUGCAGUCCUGGUUUCCUGGCUGGGGUGGCUGGUAUGGAGAUUCUCUGGAACCAGACCGAGGCCCCGAGGUGCUUCUGCCAAGCCCGUCUUCCUGGGAUAUUCUGGCAGAAACCGAUGACUUGUUUGACCCGUUGGAGGACUCCCAGACUCUGAACACGUUUACCAGGCGAGAUUACCUGUUUGCCCGACUGGACUUCUUGCUGGAGAAAGGUAGCAUCACUCUGUUUCAUCAAGAAGGCCGAGAGGAGACCCUGCAUGAGAGUGGAGUCAUCCAGCUGGAAGUUUCAGGCGUGCAGGUUGUUGUGGAGUCUUUGCCCCGCUCAGAGUCUUCUCUACUGUCUGUAAAACUGGGCGGAUUAUUCCUUAGAGACCUGACUACUCAUGGCACAAUCUUCCCAGUACUGGUGUCUCCCAAACUGGACAAGGUUGUCAUCGCUGUAAAGCAGACAUCUGGCCAGGCCAGCAGCACCUCUGAGUGCUGUUCCUCUCCGGUCUUUGAAAUGCUUUAUGAGCGUAAUCCUGUGAGGUCCAAGUUCGAAAGAAGACUGGAGGUGAACACCAGCCCACUGAACAUCAUCUACAACCCACAGGCCAUCAAGAAAGUCACAGAGUUCUUCUACAAAGGACGAGUCCAUUCCUCUGGUUUUGGCUAUCAGUCAGAACUGGAGCUGAAAGUGGCGGAGGCUGCCAGAAGGAAGUAUGACAAGUUGAAAAGGCAGACCAAGGCAGAAAUACGCCAAACUAUUGAUCAGCUUCUUGUGGGCGAAUUUAUUGAAAACAGUAAGCGUUGGACGAUGAAGCUGGACAUCUGUGCACCACAGGUCAUUUUCCCCGAUGAUUUCCAGUCCGGAGACCCCAUGUUAGUCAUCGUGGAUUUGGGCAGGAUUCUGCUCACAAACUCCCUUGAUGACUCUAAGGAUUUCAAAACUGCUCCACUUGAGAGGGAAGACUUAAGUGAUGAGGAGUACCAGACACCCCUUGGCACUCCACCAGAGUCUCCACCUGAGCUUCAAGUGCCUCUGAAAGAUUGGCCAAAAUGUCCUGAACUCCCCAGCCUCGGCUCACCUGAAAACACAAAAUCAUAUUGUAGAAAGCUUUAUGAAAGAUACUCCUUGUCCUUCAAGGAUCUGCAGAUAAUGGUUGGUCGCUACAAGGACAAUUGGAAAAACCUUCAAGAGAGUGAAGUGGGUCCGACCCAUGUGGUGGAGAAAUUUAAUGUGUUGUUGCAACUGGAGCAGAGGCUGCGUUACACGUCCGACCCCCAGCUCCCAGGGGCUGUGCUCUCAGGAACCCUGCCUGAUCUCAAGGUCCAUGUCAACCUGGAGAAGAUGACUGCUUUGAGGAGUUGUUUGGCGAGGCUAAGCAGUUCAGCAGUCAACGAAGACAACCUCCACGAUAAAGGGAUCAAGUCUCCCGACCCGCUUACUCUCCGCCAUGAAAAGAUCUUUCAGAGAGAGGAUAGUUCCUGGAAGAUACAAGGUUCGGCCAAGAACUUGACACAAAGCGUGAUGACAUUAGAGCAGCACACAAGGGAAGUUCUGGUGGAAUCCCGCCUACUGCUGGCUGAAUUCAACAUCAACUAUAUGCAGCUUGGUGUGGAGAGCGAUGGCCGCUACAUAUCUGUUUUGAAGGUAUUUGGCACCAACGCUCACUUUGUCAAGCGACCUUAUGAUGCAGAGGUCUCUCUUACGGUCCAUGGUCUCCUUCUGGUGGACACCCUGCAAACCUAUGGUUCAGACUUCGACCUUCUAGUGUCCUCUCAUAAAAAUCUCAGUUUUGACAUCCCCACUGGCAGUCUUCAGGAAAGCCAGCCAUCUUCUCCAAUGUCAUACGACAGUAGGUCUUCUGAGCAUCAGAACCACCUUAAUGAGUCCUCUUCGGGUUUGCGCACGGAUAGAAUGUCUGGCCUUAGUUCCUUUCUUAAAGAUCAAGAGGUGCUGAUUAAACUGGAAUACCAAUUUGUUAGUUCAGACUGUCCUUCCAUGAACCUGGACAGUUCCCUUCAGGUGAUAAGCAUGCAGGUCAACAACUUGGACAUUAUUCUGAACCCCGAGACCAUGGUAGAGCUGCUGAAGUUCCUCCAAAAGUCUUUCCCCAAGGAGGAAAACCAGUGGGCGGCGUCAUUACAGCAACCUGCAGUACAGCCCUACGCCAAGGAAGAAGAUGGAACUUUCCAGUCCACUUAUGAUCACAACAAAGAGCUAACUGUGGAGAUUCAUCGACUUAACCUCCUUCUCCUUCGAACGGUAUCCACAGGAACUGUGUUGGGCGCUGAGAAGAAAGGCUUGAAGAUUGCAACUGCCAGCAUCACCGGCACCAAGGUUAAUGUUUCCUUAGGCAGUCGAAUGGACAUCAAUGGAUCACUUGGUGCCUUGCAGUUAGUAGACCUUACCCAGGAAGGAGGCCGAAGCCAGUUUGUAGUGAGCAUCGGCAAUGCAGAAGACAGCUCCUCAACUUGUGAAGGACUACCUUUGCUUGCUGACAAAGAACUUUCUCCUUCAGAAGCCCUGAAUUUUCAACUGCGGGAGAAUUUCCAAGGGGACUGCACUUUACAUUUGCACAUGGCAUCCUUGCAUUAUAACCACUCAGCCAAGUUCUUGAUGGAGCUCAGUCUUUCCGCUAAUGAGGUGGAGGACAAUUUCCGCUCUAUGUUGAAAAGCGCUGCCACCAAAGUGUCAACAGUUCUUGUCACAAAGACGGCCGAGUACAGCGGUAUGUUCUCGCUCUUUGAGACACCCUCGCGAAGAAGUCGAACUCAGAGUCAAAGUUGGGCUUAUCCCAUGGAGGACGAGGAGGAUAUUUCCAUGGAGGAGCCUGAAUCUACCUUGGAGACCUUCUUUGUGAAGUUGACCUUAAAUAUAAACAUCGAAUCACCAGUCGUGUCCAUUCCUCGAAAACCUGGACACCCUGAACUGCUUGUCGGGCACUUGGGCAGUAUAACUAUCCAGAACUUUAGCACUGGCCAGCAGUCAGAAGGCGAGCUGUUGCAGGUGCUUGUGAAGGAUAUCCGCUUGUACUCACUAAACACCGGUCACUUGGUUUUGAAGAAGAUGCAAAGAGUGGAGAAAACUGGCAGCUCGUCACCGUCCCAUAACAGAAGUCAGGAUGAACCUCAGUUCACACGCCACGACUUCUUUGAAUACCUCAGCCAAGGAAAAGCCUUCCAUAUACUAAAAGACACCACGAUACAGUUUACACUGGAGAAGUCCACCGUCCAUGAAGAUAUCCAGUUUACCUUUCUUAGCGCUAAAGAACCAUGCAAGAGCACAGGACUACUGAGAGUCGAGGGGAAAUUCAUCAAACCUGUUCAGGUGUUCCUGUGCAAGGCUGUGUAUGAACAGGUCCUGCAGACGCUGGAUCAUUUAUUUGUCGUUGAGGAGCAGCGAGCUACACCCAGUCAACCACCAACGCCCCCGCCUCCAACUCCUUCCUCCACCAGGCCUCAGCGCUUCCCCGACCCCCACGGAGGACUGUUUGCCAAGGACCCUCCCUACAUCAGCCUGCCGCACUCACUGCUCUCCUCUCCUUUGCCUCUGCAGUCUCAAAAGCCCGGUCCUCAGUCUCCUGCCUUCACUCAGCUGAAAGUCACAGUGCACGUUGCAGAACUGCAGGUCCAGCUCAGUGCUGACUUGACCCAGGGCUCCCAAGGCUUGAUCAGUCUGCAAUUCCGUGACCUGGAGGGAGACAUCACCAAAGAGCAUCCACAUUUGUUGGAAGUCCAGCUGGUUCUGCGUUCACUGCUCAUGGAGGAUCUCCUGGAGCAGAACCCUGAGCAUAAACAUCUCAUGGUGUCCCGUGGAGCUCCAAAGCCUUCCACAUUCAGCCCCAAGGAGUACCUAUCUCAUAGCUGUCCAUCAGCAUCCAACGUCCAGUACCCUGACAUGCCCCGCUCUCUGCCUUCUCACAUGGAAGAGGCCCAGAAUGUCUUCCAGCUCUACCAGAGGCAUGCCGCUACUUUGGCCACUAAUCGCAAAACCAAGAAGGAUCCAGACUGUCCCAGCACUCCGCCGCCCUCCCCGACUCACCCUGCAUCCUCCCCUCAGCCCACCUCAGAGUUUGACGAGUCCUUAGUCCACAUCAAUGUGUUGCUGGUGGACCAGAACCACCCGGAAUUCACCACCCGUUACGGAAGUGUGGGACGAAGCAUCGAUAUUGACUUUAACUGCCUGGACGUUUUAAUCACCUUGCAGACAUGGGUGGUCAUCCUGGAUUUCUUUGGAAUCGGCUCCACGGCGAACAAUCACGCAAUGAAGGUGGCGCCCAGCUCCCCUCAAUAUGUGCCGGGACAUCCUCUCUACGAGUCGGACGACAUGGAGCAGGACACCGGCGAUGCAGUCAACACCAAGCUGGACCUCAAGGUCCAUUCCCUGUCGGUGGUGCUGAACAAGGAAGGCAACGAGCUGGCCAGAGCCGGUGUCAUCAAACUGUCUGCUCACCUGGAAAUGUUGGAAAGCAACCUGGUCUUGACGGGCAGUUUGGGAAGUUUGUCCCUCAGCGACCUGACCCCUCACGGUGACCUCUACUGUGAACGCUUCACCACACGUGGAGGGGAAGCUCUCAGUUUUCAUAUCCAUAAGUACGGGCUGCCCGAUCCUUGCCUGGAACGAGAGUACGACAUGAAGGUUUCUCUGCUGAUGGCCUCCGUGCAGUAUGUGCAUACUCAGCGCUUCCAGGCCGAGGUGGUGGCCUUCAUACAGCACUUCACCCAGCUGCAGGAUGUCCUGGGCAGGCAGAGGGCUGCACUGGAGGGCCAAGCUAUAAGGGAGCGUCCUCAGCGGGCCUCCAGAGUUCUGCUGGACAUCCAGGCUGGUGCUCCAGUUAUAAUCAUCCCAGAGAGCUCAAGUUCAAGCAGGGUGAUUGUGGCCAACCUGGGCCAGCUGGAGCUGCAGAACUGCUUCUUACCUGCCGGGGCUGCUGGCACUUUCUCUGGCCGAGACAAGGUAGAGAAACUCACCAUGGCACAUGCCUUUUUCCCUACUCUGAAGGAGUCCACACAGAAGGCAGAAGCGUGGACUUAUGAGCAAAGACAGCAUAAAAAGCCGCCCAGCAGCCUCAACUUGUGGACCAAUGGCAGCACACAGCCUGACCAGCUCACCUCAGAAGACCACGUGUGUCUCUUGGACUGCAUUGCUCUGGAUCUGCAGCAGAUGGAUAUAUUUGCUGCGGAGCGCCUGCCCUGCCAACCGUGUGACCGAGGCUGUAAAUCCACGGAAAUGUCCGAUCUUAUUUUCCCUUCAUACUCUGUCCGUCGCACGGGAGGCAACCUGCUGAAAGAGUGCUGCCGCCUCCAGCUUAAAGUGGAGCGCAACCUGGACAGAGAGCUGAGUCAGGCGGUGGCAGACAUGAGCAUCUCUGGCAGCCUGUCCUCAGUGCACUGCUCUCUGGACACACAACAUUAUCAGCUGAUUCGAGGGCUGCUGGAGAACAACCUUGGGGAGCCCGUUGAAGAAUACCUGCGCCCCUUCAGCCUGCAGGACCCCAGCACCUACACCGUCUUAAGUGGAGAUGUCUACACCAACUUGUCCAUCCUGGUGGACAUGAUGGACGUCAGUCUGGAGCUCACGGACCGCAGUUCAACCAGCGGCCACAAACGCUCUCUAGCAAGGUUUAACUUCAUCAAAUCCAAACUGCUCUUUGAGAGUUUCUCCAACGGCUCCAAGUCGGUCAACUUGGUGUCCCACUCGCUGCUGGCGUACGACACUCGCUGCACUGGACAGCACCAGAGGACUGGACAGCACCAGAGGACUGGACCUGACGGGACCUGCGGACACAACGUCUUCCACUGCAUCCUCCAGCCUUCCAAAGCUGCCACCAACCAGGCUUCUCUGCAGCUGGAACUGCAUUACAGAUCCACACAGGACUCCUCCUGCUUCACGGUGGUCCUGAACAACCUGAGGGUCUUUCUCAUCUUUGACUGGCUGCGGCUGGUGCAGGACUUCCUGCAAACGCCAGUGAGGAAGCCCUCAGGUGCAGAGAACCCCGGUAACAACAGCACGGACCCGGGACUCACCGCUGCUGCCGUCACCACCACCAUACCAAAGAGGGUCAAGAGUGGUGUGGUCACCAAGAGGUCCACGGUGCCAGUGACCCACAACCGCUGCCUGGAGGUCAAGGUCAAUGUGACAGGCACAGAAUUUGUGAUAGUGGAGGACUCCAACUGCCUGGAUACCAACGCCAUCAUCCUCAAAGGCACCACCGUCCUCACCUACAAGCCUCGUCUCCUGGACAGACCUUUCUCCGGAAGCCUGGCUGGCAUCGAGGUCUUCUCCUGUUGUCUGGGCAGCGAGCAGGAGAGCGCUCUGUCCAUCGUGGAUCCUGUCAAUGUCCAGGUGGAGCUGUGUGGCAGCCCCACCUACCAGAGCAGCUCCGGGCUGCUGGACGCCUUCAGUGUGGAGGACAUCCCGCCCCUGCUGGAGAUCCAGUUUCCUGUCCUGGACAUCCGCCUGUCCUACAAUGACAUUCAGCUCUUCUUGGCCAUCGCCAAGUCCAUCCCUGAGGUCAACGCUUCUGACUCGGAUGUUGCCACUUCGACUCCAACUGUGUCGGCCCACGCAACCAAACACUCGGGGAGAAAAAGUCUGGCCCAUAUAGAGGGGCAGCUCAUUCAUCUGCAGGAUCUUGGCUUCCGGAAGGAAGACUGCAAAAAGGCCCUCCUUCUCUGUAAAGGUCACCUGGACCAGGCUGCCACCUGGUUGCUUGAAAAUGCAGAGAACAUGGCAGGCCGCUCCAAAGCCGGAGCCGACUGUGGUUCUUCCAGUCAGGCAGCUGUUCUGUCUGGGAUAGAAGUGAAGGCCGAGAGCAUCUGCAUCUGUCUCAUCGACGACUGCCUGGACCGAGACAUACCUCUUGCCGAGCUCACCUUCUCACGACUAAAUGUCUUGCAGCGCAUUGGUUCCACCCAGGAGGGCAAUGCCAGCUGUAGUUUGUCAGGAGACUACUACAACAGGGAGCUGGCAGGAUGGGAGCCCUUCAUAGAGCCCUGGCCAUGCUCCCUGUCCUGGCAGCAGCAGGCGGCUGGCAGGCUCCACCCUCCACGUUUGAAGAUGAGCGUUCGAGCCAAGCAGCGACUUGACAUCAACAUCACAUCUGUGCUGCUGGAACAGUACAACACCACCAAGACAUCUUGGAUGGCAGACUACUGGAAGAAGGACGAGCAGCCCAGUCAGUCCUCACCCACCUUGUCCUGGGUCGGCUCCUCCGUCGACCCGCCCAGCUUUGGACCCAGUGCUCCUCUCUCUCACCUCAGGACUCGGAGCACUGCCAGCUUGACCGCUUUUGAUCAACAAGCUUCAGACUCCCGAGAUGUUAAAGUGUCCAAGAAGAGGCAGCCGUUUGUACCUUACGCUCUGUGCAACCACACAGGAUGCACCAUGUGGUUCGCCACUCUGACUACCACCCCCACCAGAGUGGCGCUCUCUCACAGCAACAGUGCAGACUCCAUCGGGGACCUCCACGGGCCCGGCACUGACGACGGCCACAAUGUCAGUCAGUGGCGAGAAGUCUUUCCCGGGGAGGAGAUUCCUUUUGAGUUUGAAGCACGGGAGAAACUUCGCCACAGGCACACUCACGAGUUGAAGCUGCACCAGCUGCUGGUGCGGGUGUGUGGCUGGGAGCAGGUGAAGCCCGUGUCUGUGGACAAAGUGGGCGUGUUCUUCCGCUACGCAGCUCCAGACAGAAACAAUGCAUCCAACAUUGUGGGCAGUCCUAUCAGCAGGACCAACAUCAUCCACCCACAUGUCUAUUUCUCAGCAUUGCCUCCAGUGAGAGUGGUCUUCUCCAUCACCAUGGAGGGAAGUGCCAGGAAGGUGAUAACUGUGAGGUCUGCCCUCAUUCUGAAGAACCAGCUGGAUGUUGCCAUGGAGAUCAGACUGGACAGCCCCUCUGCCCCUGACAAACCUGUGGUGUUGCCUCCUAUAUUGCCUAACCAGGCCUUGGCGGUUCCACUCCACCUGACCUCAUGGCGUCUACAGGCCCGGCCCAAGGGCCUGGGCCUGUUCUUCUGUAAAGUUCCCAUCCACUGGACCAGUGUGGAGCGAGCCGGAGAGUUGAGCAGCAGCAGGAGGGAUUGCCAGUCAGCAGACUUUGACCUCAAGCGGAACUUCAGGUUUUGCGUGGUCAUCAAAAAAGAGCACUACCCUGACCAGCGGCCUGCCAAGAAGGUGUCCGGUACCACCAAGGAGAUCUAUCGCCAGCCGGGCCACACCAUCUUUCUGUUGCCCACGGUGGUGCUGGCCAACCUGCUGCCCUGCGACCUCAACUACUACGUGAAGGGAACCUCCGUCAAAGGCUCUCUGAAGCCCGGCAAAGAAGCCGUGCUUCAUGCCAUGGACACGUCCCAGAACAUGGAACUAGGUGUGCUGUUUGAGAACUUCCCGCUGUGCAAAGAGCUGCUCAUUCCCCCGGGAACCCAGAACUAUGUGGUCCGGAUGAGGCUGUACGACACCAACAAGCGUCUGCUCUGCCUCACCAUCCGCAUCAUUCUGCGGGCCCAGGGGGCGCUGAAGAUCCUCAUCUCUGCCCCCUAUUGGCUGAUCAACAAGACAGGCCUUCCCUUAAUUUUCAGACAAGACAACAGCAAAGUGGAUGCUGCAGGCCAGUUUGAUGAGCAUGAACUGGCCCGAAGUCUCAGCCCGUUGCUCUUCUGCUACACUGACAAGGAGCAGCCGGCUAUGUGUACUAUGCGGGUCGGGAAGGGGAUCCAUCCAGACGGCGUUCCGGGCUGGUGCCAAGGUUUCUCCCUGGAUGGAGGAAGUGGAGUCCGGGCCGUGAAGGUCAUCCAGCAUGGUAACAGGCCUGGCCUCAUCUACAACAUUGGUAUCAGUGUGCGGAACGGAAAGGGACGCUACCGAGACACUCACAUUGUGACCUUUGCCCCCCGCUACUUGCUGGACAACAGCUCCUCACACAAGCUGGCUUUUGCUCAGCGGGAGUUUGCCCGGGGAAAGGGGACUGCCAACCCCGAGGGUUACAUCUCCACCCUGCCGGGCUCCAGCGUGGUCUUCCACUGGCCCAGGAAUGACUAUGACCAGUUGUUGUGUGUGCGCCUGAUGGACUCCCCCACCUGCACCUGGUCAGGAGGCUUUGAGGUCAACAAACCAAAGUCCUUUCACGUCAACAUGAGGGACACCAUGGGGAAUUGCUUCUUCCUGCGGACGGAGAUCACCAUUAAGGGAGCCACCUACCAGGUCUCCUUCACUGACACUGACCAACUGCCCCCACCUUUCCGUAUCCACAACAUCUCUGAGGUUCCGAUCCAGUUCUGGCAGCACGGCGUGGUGGACAUCAAGCUGCACACCGAGGUGAAGGCCGACUCAGAACUGGACUACGCCUGUGACGAACCAACACUGCCGCCGUACCUGACUCUCACCGUGAAAGGAGCCGGGUCUUCGGAGGUCACGGCUGACAUGAACUUCUUCCGAGAAUACAACAAGCUCUACUACGAGAACUUCAUCUACAUCGCAGCCACCCACACCUUCUCACAGAGCGCCGGCAGGAGACGAGUUGGCAAGAAACAUCUGGUAACUUGUGCUGAGUUGGUUCUCGAUGUGGACACCAAGACACAGAGGGUCAUCUUGAAGAAGAAGGAGCCUGGCAAGCGCUCCCAGCUGUGGAGAAUGACAGGCACCGGUAUGCUCUGUCAUGAAGGCUCCUCUCCGCCGCAGAGCAAGCCUGCUCAGCCACGGCCCAUGGACUCUUCUCUGGUCCUGGACAUUGCAGGUCUUGCAGCUGUCAGUGACAACAGUUAUGAGCCCUUGAUGCUCAGGAGACCAGACCCUCGCCGCAGCACCACCCAGACCUGGCACUUCAGCUCCUGCAUGCUGACUUGUGGACUUCCUCGCCUCGUUGUACAGGCGAGGGGCGGCAUGGAGGGUCUGUACGAUGGAGCCGAAGUGGUGUUGGGACCGGACUCUGGGCUUAUGGAACCCGGUCCUGAACAGCAGUUCAUCAACCAGAAGAUGAGGCCUGGUUCUGGGGUGUUGUCUGUUCAGGUGCUGCCAGACGGACCCACACGGGUUCUGCAGAUCAGCGACUUCAACCAGAGAAGAAUGGUCCACAAGUCAGCAGGUGCAGAAACAGACAAGAACAAAGAGGAGGUGAAGAAGAAGGAGCCUGAACAGGAACUGGAGGUGUUGGUGAACCUGGAGGAAGGGAUCGGCGUGUCGCUUCUCAACAAGGUUCCUGAGGAGCUGGUGUUUGCCACACUGUCAGGUAUUGAUGUCCACUUCACACGCACGGCGGCCAACGAGGUGUUGGAGAUGAGCAUCAGCAACAUCCAGGUGGACAACCAGCUGCUGGGCACCACCCAGCCCGUCAUGCUGUGUGUGACGCCAACGUCCAGUGAGGGCAUGGUGCUGGACAGCGGGCCAGCCUUGCAAAUCAACUCCGUCAAAGUUCCCAGCAGCCUGAUGCUCACCGACAUCUUCAAGCACCUGAUGGUGACAGCUGGACGCUUCAGUGUCAUCAUCGAAGAGAAGUUGUUGCUCAAGAUACUCAGCUUCUUUGGGUAUGGACAGACUGAAGCAGAGCUGGAGAAACUGGAUGAAAACCUGCAUGAGAGACCCAACAGGGAUGCAGGACCCCCCAAACGUUACUACUUUGAGAACCUGAAGAUCAGCCUCCCUCAGGUCAAGCUGAGCGUCCUCACCUCUCACAAGCUGCCUGCCGACCUCAAGGCUUUGAAAGGUACCCUGGGGUUCCCGCUGGUUCGUUUUGAGGACGCUGUUGUCAACAUGUACCCCUUCACCAGAGUGCACCCCUACGAGACCCAGGAGAUCAUCAUCAACGACAUCCUCAAGCACUUCAGAGAGGAGCUGAUCAGCCAGGCAGCCCAGAUCUUGGGAUCGGUGGACUUCCUCGGGAAUCCGAUAGGACUCCUCAACGACGUGUCUGAGGGUAUGUCGGAGCUCAUCAAGUACGGCAACGUGGGCGGUCUUAUACGCAACGUGACGCAUGGCGUGUCCAACUCUGCUGCCAAGUUUGCAGGGACCUUAUCUGAUGGGCUGGGGAAGACCAUGGACAACCGCCACCAGACUGAGCGAGAGUACAUCAGAUACCACGGCGCCACUAGUGGAGAGCACCUGGUCGCUGGCAUCCACGGACUAGCUCAUGGGAUCAUAGGAGGCAUGACCAGCAUCAUCACCUCCACCGUGGAGGGCGUGAAGACGGAGGGUGGAGUCAGCGGCUUCUUCUCUGGUCUGGGUAAAGGUCUGGUCGGCACGGUGACCAAACCGGUGGCGGGAGCGCUGGACUUUGCUUCAGAGACGGCACAGACGGUCCGAGACAUGGCGAGUCUCAGCAACCACAGGUCAAGUGUACAUCGUGUGAGGAAGCCUCGCUGCUGCAAAGGUCCCCAGGGUCUCCUCCCCCGCUACUCGGCCCUGCAGGCUGAGGGUCAGGAUCAGCUGUUCCGCCUGACAGACAACAUCCAGUCUGAGUUCUUCAUCGCAGUGGAGCCCAUGGACAGCUACAGCGUGCUCAUCUCCUCCAAAGUGGUCUACUUCCUGAAGCCUGGAGAGCAGGUGGACCGUGAGGCCAUUUUCCUGGAGAUCAAGUAUGACGACCUGUACCACAGUCUGGUGUCCAAGGACCAUGGCAAAGUCUAUGUGCAGCUCACCAAGAAGGCUGAGAGCACCAGCAGUGGAGUCGCCAUCCCUGGACCCUCCCACCAGAAGCCCAUGGUGCAUGUGAAGACUGAAUCUCUGGCUGUCAAAAUCUCCCAAGAAAUCAACUAUGCCAAGAGUUUGUAUUACGAGCAACAGCUGAUGCUGCCUGCCACUGACGACCAGGACUGCUUGUUGCUGGAGUCCUGAUCUCACACACACACACACACACACACACACACACACACACACACACACACACACACACACACACUGGUAUACAUAUCAGUCUUUCUAAAACUCAACAAGACCAUUUUUGUUGAGAUCUCAGAGAGAGUGACAUGAGUCACACGCUCUCAUUUCCCACAGAGCACAUAAGAGUUUUAAUGAGUGCAUAUUUAUGAUGUCCUCACAUGUACAUACUGUAUCAUGCAAGUCUUCCAUAUCAUCUGUAAAUAUGACACUAUGGAUGAUGUGAAUAUAACACUGUGUGACUUUUUUAGAGUAUUAUUUGGAGUGGGGGUUGGAAUAUAUAGAAUUGCACUGACACACUUAAGGAAUCCACUUUGGAGCUGCCUUCCCCUGCCUGCCAUAGUGGACUACCUCCAUAUACGUGUGUAGUACCUCCAUACAUGUGUGUAGUACCACCAUACAUGUGUGGACUACCUCCAUACACGUGUGGACUACCACCAUACAUGUGUGUAGUACCACCAUACACGUGUGUACUACCACUAUACACGUGUGUAGUACCACCAUGCACGUGUGUAGUACCACCAUGCACGUGUGUAGUACCACUAUGCACGUGUGUAGUACCACCAUGCACGUGUGUAGUACCACCAUGCACGUGUGUAGUACCACUAUGCACGUGUGUAGUACCACCAUACACGUGUGUAGUACCACUAUACACGUGUGUAGUACCACCAUGCACGUGUGUAGUACCACCAUGCACGUGUGUAGUACCACUAUGCACGUGUGUAGUACCACCAUGCACGUGUGUAGUACCACCAUACACGUGUGUAGUACCACCAUACACGUGUGUAGUACCACCAUACACGUGUGUAGUACCACCAUACACGUGUGUAGUACCACCAUACACGUGUGUAGUACCACCAUACACGUGUGUAGUACCACCAUACAUGUGUGUAGUACCACCAUACACGUGUGUACUACCUCCAUACACGUGUGUAGUACCACCAUACACGUGUGUAGUACCUCCAUACACGUGUGUAGUACCACCAUACACGUGUGUAGUACCACCAUACAUGUGUGUAGUACCACCAUACACGUGUGUAGUACCACCAUACACGUGUGUAGUACCACCAUACACGUGUGUAGUACCUCCAUACACGUGUGUAGUACCACCAUACACGUGUGUAGUACCACCAUACAUGUGUGUAGUACCACCAUACAUGUGUGGACUACCUCCAUACAUGUGUGUAGUACCACUAUGCACGUGUGGAGUACCUCCAUACACGUGUGUAGUACCACCAUACACGUGUGUAGUACCAUCAUGCACGUGUGUAGUACCACCAUACACGUGUGUAGUACCACUAUGCACGUGUGUAGUACCACUAUGCACGUGUGUAGUACCUCCAUACACGUGUGUAGUACCACCAUACAUGUGUGUAGUACCACUAUGCACGUGUGUAGUACCACCAUACACGUGUGUAGUACCACUAUGCACGUGUGUAGUACCACUAUGCAUAAGUGUAGUACCACUAUGCAUAAGUGUAGUACCACUAUGCAUAAGUGUAGUACCACUAUGCAUAAGUGUAGUACCACUAUACACGUGUGUAGUACCACUAUGCAUAAGUGUAGUACCACUAUGCAUAAGUGUAGUACCACUAUGCACGUGUGUAGUACCACUAUGCAUAAGUGUAGUACCACUAUACACGUGUGUAGUACCACUAUGCACAUGUGUAGUACCACCAUGCACAUGUGUAGUACCACUAUGCACAUGUGUAGUACCACCAUGCACAUGUGUAGUACCACCAUGCACAUGUGUAGUACCACUAUGCAUAAGUGUAGUACCACUAUGCACAUGUGUAGUACCACUAUGCAUAAGUGUAGUACCACUAUACACGUGUGUAGUACCACUAUGCACAUGUGUAGUACCACCAUACACGUGUGUAGUACCACUAUACACGUGUGUAGUACCACUAUGCACAUGUGUAGUACCACCAUACACGUGUGUAGUACCAGUAUACAUGUGUGUAGUACCACUAUGCACAUGUGUAGUACCACUAUACGAGUAUGUAGUAGGACUAUAAACUGACACUGAAAAACUAUUCCUCCCUCUUUGGUGCAAUUACAGUGGUAGAAAAUGGAUGAAUGGACUGAUGGAUGGAUGUAUGGAUGGAUGGAUGGAUGGAUGGAUGGAUGGUGCAAUUCCAGUGUCCUGACUUGUUAGCAAGCUGAUGAAAAGUGGCAGAAGUAGCUCUGUCAUGACACAUGGAGGUCACAUGGAGGUCACAUGGAGGUCACAUGGAGGUCACAUGGAGGUCACAUGGACAUAUGCAAAUAAAGACCUGGGAUGCA
Messenger RNA from Nerophis ophidion (straightnose pipefish), 15876 nucleotides. RefSeq names its product vacuolar protein sorting 13 homolog D (gene vps13d). Gene Ontology annotation, molecular function: protein binding. NCBI's taxonomy places the organism in Eukaryota, Metazoa, Chordata, Actinopteri, Syngnathiformes, Syngnathidae. Gene Ontology annotation, biological process: mitochondrion organization; protein targeting to vacuole; protein retention in Golgi apparatus. The transcript is spliced from 71 exons. The record is from RefSeq and is a predicted model, not a curated record. The coding region runs from base 439 to 13548 and encodes 4369 amino acids. Gene Ontology annotation, cellular component: extrinsic component of membrane.